Messenger RNA from Branchiostoma belcheri (Belcher's lancelet), 554 nucleotides. Its product is annotated as red fluorescent protein drFP583-like. The transcript has 5 exons. The record is from RefSeq and is a predicted model, not a curated record. The coding region runs from base 1 to 462 and encodes 153 amino acids. Gene Ontology annotation, biological process: bioluminescence. Lineage: Eukaryota; Metazoa; Chordata; Leptocardii; Amphioxiformes; Branchiostomatidae.
AUGAAUGGUCACUACUCCUGUAUAGAACACUCCAAUCCCUGCCCUCAGAGGUACCAAGUUAUCCGCACAGUGCAUUUUGAAGACGGCGCCAUUCUGACCGCCAACUACCGCUACACCUACGAGGGAAGCCACAUCAAAGGGGAGUUUCAGGUAAUCGGGGGUGGUUUCCCUGCUGAUGGCCCGGUGAUGACCAAAUCACUGACAGCUAUGGACUGGAGCGUGGCCAAACUGGUGUCCCCUAACGACAACACCGUCCAGAGCACCAUUGACAUGGCAUACACCACUACCAGUGGCAAGCGCUACCAGAGCACUGUGCGCACCAUCCACACCUUCGCCAAGCCGAUGGCCGCCAGCGUCCUGCAGCAGCAGCCGGUGUUCGUGUUCCGUAAGACGGACCUCAAGGCCAACAAGACCGAGAUCACCUUCAAGGAGUGGCAGAAGGCCUUCACCGACGUGAUGUGAGCGUCCAGUGUAUAACAUUUGCUUGAAAACACCCAAAAAAACUUCAUACUGAUUUUCUAUAGAUACUCAAAACUGUACAUGUAGAAUGAAGA